Molecule: messenger RNA, 1919 nt
Organism: Panicum virgatum (switchgrass)
Lineage: Eukaryota; Viridiplantae; Streptophyta; Magnoliopsida; Poales; Poaceae
Product: zinc finger protein MAGPIE-like
Exons: 2
Coding region: 608-1714 (368 amino acids)
Cellular component (GO): nucleus
Molecular function (GO): DNA-binding transcription factor activity
Source: RefSeq, a predicted model, not a curated record
UGUCGAUCUCUAUUUAUCCUCUUGCUUCUGCCUCUUGUUGCUGAAUUAGCGUCUUUUGUUGCAUUGGCCUGCUUGUGUAAUGACCCACACACCACCUAAGAAGUAAGAACAAUAGUUGGAUAUAUAGCUUCGUUCUGUCCCUCCAAAAUAAUCAAGGGAGAGAAUUAGUUGUUGUUCCUUUUAUUUGUUGCUACAUAAUCCACAUAAUAGCUAGAUAGAUAGAGGCAUACAAGAUCGAUCAACGACACGCCAAGAGUGCAUUAUUCUUCCUUCUUGGAUCGAAUUAAGAUCGAUCAGGAGAAACUAGUAACUGAACAAGUCAACAAUGGCAAGUAGUGAAGCGGCAUCAUCCAUCAUCUCCAGCAACAACCCCUUGGUUGUGGCUUUGGCUCCUCUCACCAACCUGCAGCCGUCUCAUCAACAAGCAGCAGCAGCAGCCGAGCAGCCGCCGCCUCUCCCUCCUCCGGCCAAGAAGAAGCGCAACCUCCCGGGCACACCAGGCAAGUAGUCUUCGAUCUUGUUGUUUGGUUUGGUCUCCGGCCGGCCGCUAAUAAUGUCCAUGGACGAUCGAUGCUCGCUAUAGCUAACGUGCUGCACUGCAUGGUGCAUGCCCCCGGCCGCAGACCCUGAUGCCGAGGUCGUCGCCCUGUCGCCGCGGACGCUGCUGGCCACCAACCGGUUCGUGUGCGAGAUCUGCGGCAAGGGCUUCCAGCGCGACCAGAACCUGCAGCUCCACCGCCGGGGGCACAACCUGCCAUGGAAGCUGCGGCAGCGCAGCGGCAAGGCGGAGCCCCGGAAGCGCGUCUACGUGUGCCCGGAGAAGAGCUGCGUCCACCACAACCCGGCGCGCGCGCUCGGCGACCUCACCGGAAUCAAGAAGCACUUCUGCCGGAAGCACGGCGAGAAGAAGUGGAAGUGCGACAAGUGCAGCAAGCGCUACGCCGUGCAGUCGGACUGGAAGGCGCACUCCAAGACCUGCGGCACCAGGGAGUACCGAUGCGACUGCGGCACGCUCUUCUCGAGGCGCGACAGCUUCAUCACCCACCGCGCCUUCUGCGACGCGCUGGCGGAGGAGACGGCCAGGCUCAGCGCCGCCGCGCCCGCGCCCAGCACCGCCGCCACGUCGCUCUGCGGCCAGGGCAGCAGCAGCUACCUCUUCGCGGGGCAGGCCGUGCGCCCCAACAUGAUGGCGGCCCUCAAGCCUGCCGCUGGGCUCUCGCUCUGGGGCGGCAACACGCUGCCGUCCAUGGGCGACAUUAAUGGUGGUGGUGGCGUCCUGGCCGGCGGCGGUGCGCCAGUGCCCCCGCACCUGUACGCGGAUCUCUUCGCGCCGACGGCGGCGCAGCUGGGCUGCUGGCUGUACGGGAACGGCAAGCCGACGACGGCGACAACGGAGGCGGCGUUCAGCGGGCAGCAGCACGCGAAGCCCGCGGCGGCCACCGACAUGUCCGCGACGGCGCUGCUGCACAAGGCCGCGCAGAUGGGUGCCGUGACGUCCAUGUCCGACGACGCUGGAGGAGCUAUGUUCCAGCACAGCGCUAACAGCAAGCAGCUCACCGGCGGGAACGUGGCCUACGACGACGACGUGUUGUCGGCGGCGGCGCGCCACAUCAAGGACGCCGUGCACGUGGGGAGGGAGGAGACCAGGGAUUUCUUAGGCGUUAGCGUGCAACCGCUGUGCUCUCCGUCGCUGCCUCUGCAAGGCUGGAUUUAAUUAAUUAUUGCAUCAUCAAUUUGCAGGCAAUAAUUAUUGAUUGAUCACGUAUGUAGCCACUGAGCUGAGAGAUGAUCAUCAGUCAUUAGUUGUGCAUGUUAAUUAUAUUUGAAACCGAUCGAUAUGCAUGCAUGUGAUCGACCGAUAUAUGGAACAAGACCAAUGCAUAUGCAUUAUCUAUAUAAUAUAUCCAAGUUCUCACAAA